Alnus glutinosa is the source of this 1746-nucleotide messenger RNA. Its product is annotated as probable LRR receptor-like serine/threonine-protein kinase At3g47570. Bases 1 to 1746 code for a protein of 581 amino acids. Gene Ontology annotation, biological process: protein phosphorylation. Gene Ontology annotation, molecular function: protein binding; ATP binding; protein kinase activity. The transcript is spliced from 4 exons. NCBI's taxonomy places the organism in Eukaryota, Viridiplantae, Streptophyta, Magnoliopsida, Fagales, Betulaceae. The record is from RefSeq and is a predicted model, not a curated record.
AUGGUCGUUCAUAUUGUGGCAGGUGCAAUACCAAGUGAAAUUGGUAAUCUCCAAUACCUUGAGUUAUUAGUUAUCCGUUUGAACAACUUUACUGGUCCAAUUCCAUUUGAGAUCUUUAAUAUCUCAACAAUAACAGAUAUUGAUAUGGCUUACAAUAACCUCUUAGGCCAUCUUCCAUCAAAUGUAGGCAUCUUCCUUCCAAAUCUUUAUGGCCUUUAUCUUGAAGGAAACAAACUAAGUGGAACAAUACCAAGCUCUAUCUCCAAUGCAUCACAACUCACUGAACUAGAUCUGGGUGACAACUCAUUCUCGAGCUUAAUUCCUAAAUCACUUGGUAAUUUAAGGCUCCUGAAGUGGCUCACCCUAUUAGUAAAUAAUUCGACCCUUGGAUCUUCCACUCCAAAAUUCAACCUUUUCUCUUUGUCAAAUUUGGCAUAUCUAACAACUUUAGAUUUGUCAAAUAAUCAACUGAAUGGCGUCCUUCAGAGUUCCAUUGGAAAACUCUCUACUUCACUUCAGGAACUUCACAUGGAUAAUUGCAAUAUUAAGGGCGACAUUCCUAGAGAUAUUGGCAAUUUAAGCAACUUGAUCCCUUUGGAGUUACUGAACAAUGAAUUGACUGGACCUAUUCCAGUUACAUUGGGAAGAUUGCACAAGCUUCAAGAGAUUGAAAAUUUGAAGGUCUUGAGAGUAUUAGAGUUCUCAAGAAAUCAACUAUCUGGUGGUUUCCCAACAACAAUUGGUGGCCUCAAAGAUUUAGCUAAUCUCUCAUUGGAGGAUAAUCGAUUAGAAGGCUCAAUUCCUGAAUCUUUUGGCGAAUUGGUAAGUUUGGAAUUUUUGGACCUUUCCAGAAACAAUUUAUCCGGUGUUCCUCGACAAAAAAAUACCGCAGCAGCACAUAUACUAAAGUAUGUAUUACCAUCGAUUGUGUUAACAAUGCUUGUAGUCGCACUUGUGUUAUUUUGGACAAGAUGCAGAAAAAGGAAUGUGAAAAUUCUAGUGGAGGGAAACUCAUUACCAAUAGCCACAUGGAGAAGAAAUUCUCAACAAGAACUUUUACAAGCGACAGAAGGGUUCAGUGCAAACAACUUACUUGGUGAAGAGAGCUUUGGAUCAGCAUACCAUGGGACACUCCUUGAUGGAAUGAUUGUUGCAAUAAAAGUUUUCAACAUGCUAGUAGAAGGGGCAUUAAAGAGUUUUGAUACAGAGUGUAAGAUACUACACAAUAUUCAUCAUCGGAAUCUUGUCAAAAUCGUCAGCACGUGCAGUAACAUCGACUUCAAAGCUUUUGUAUUGGAAUACAUGCCUAAUGGGAACCUAGGGAAGUGGUUGUAUUCUCAAGACCGAUGUUUGAGUAUCUUACAAAGACUAAAUAUAAUGAUCAAUGUUGCAUCAACAGUGGAAUACCUUCGUUAUGGUUAUUCAACACCUAUUGUUUAUUGUGAUUUGAAGCCCAAUAAUAUAUUUUUAGAUGAAGACAUGGUCACACAUGUUGCUGAUUUUGGCAUUGCCAAGCUAUUAGGUGAUGGAGAUUUUAUGAUGCGAACCAUGACUCUCGCUACUAUUGGAUAUAUAGCACCAGAGUAUGGAUAUGAAGGACUUGUUUCUACAAGAGGUGAUGUGUAUAGUUAUGGUAUUUUGCUUAUGGAAACUUUCAUAAGAAUGAGACUUACAGAUGACAUGUUCGCGGGAGAAAUCAGCUUAAAAGUGUUGGGUAAAGGAAUCAUCACCCCUUUCAAUAACUAA